AUGUCCGAAAGGUGGGAAGCUGAAAUGGACAUAAAGGAAGAAACAUCAGCAGCAGCAGCAGCAGAAGGUCCUUCUUUUAAGCCCUUGCAAAUCCCCCAGGAUGCACCUACGCUGACGACUACGAUUGGGUCUGGGGACAUCGCGACCGAGGCAUCCGUAACAGAAACAUCAGCGGAGCUCACCAAAGGUGCUGAGAUCACUGAGCACGUAGAGAGCACCGAGGAAAGGGAGGUUGCCAAAGGUAACAAAGAAGACCGACAGCUCGCAGACGACGCCGACGACGCUGCCUCUGAGGUCAGCAGCGCGCUAAGCACCGAAGAAUGGGGCACCGGCACUUUCACUGACGACCUGUUGCAUGAGUUGGACAACAUACAAAUCCAGGGGUCUUUUGCCUCGUUUCACGCGUUAAAGCACGUAGACCCGGAGCUCUUCGUCCAGGAUGUUGGGCCCAUCAUCAUGCCGCUGCCAGAACACCAGAUCCGGCAGAUGAUUGGCAUGGCCGCCCAGGCGCCCUUUGGCAAGGGAAGCGAGACCCUUAUAGACACCACGGUGCGGAACACGUGGGAGCUAGACCCGAAAUACUUUGAGCUUCGUAGUCCGCGCUGGGAGUCCGAUCUCCAGAAGAUUUGCGGAGUCGUCGCUCAUGACCUGGGCAUCAAGUUGCCGGUCAACGCGGAGCUGUAUAAGCUGCUACUUUACGAAAAAGGGGCCAUGUUCAAGGCUCAUACCGACACUGAAAAGUGUCCUGGUAUGUUCGGUACGCUUGUCAUCUGUCUCCCCUCAACGCACAAGGGAGGCGACGUGGUCGUGAAGCAUUGCGGCCAAACGAAGACGUUCAAGACCUCUGCGGUGGCGCAGUCCUUCGCCUGCUGGUACUCUGACGUCCACCAUGAGGUCCUGCCGGUCACAUCCGGCUACCGCGUGGUCCUGACGUACAACCUCACGAUCUACCAGGCCAGACAGCAGCCGUCUGCCGGGCUGGUGCGAAAUGAGAACCGCGCAUUGCGCCACACGCUGAAGAGAUGGCUGCGUAAAGGAGCUGAUGGUGGGGAGGCGGAUUAUGUUUACUAUGGCCUGGACCACGAGUACACGGAAGCGAGCAUCUCAAUGAAAGCCUUGAAGGGUCGGGAUUCCGCCGUUGUCCAAACCCUGCAGGACCUUGCCUCUGGACUCGAUUUCGAUGUGCUCCUGGCCUUGACGGAGAUGAUGGAGGCUGGCCCCACAAGCCCUAACGGCUUUGAUCCUCGGUUCGACAGUUACAGAUCCAGCUCCCGCAGAUACUAUAACGACGAAGACGAAAUCGAAAGUGGAUCAGAUGAGGACCCAGGACCUCACGAGAUCGAAGAUGUAUUGGAAACGGAACUCUCGGUCAAACUGCUUGUGGACCUCCGCGGGCGCCCCAUUCUUCGCGACGUCGACCUGUCGCAGGAGCAUUGCCUUCGAGGGGAGGAUUUUUUUGAAGGCGCCACUCGAAAGGAAGAGUACGAAGGGUACCAGGGUAACUGGGGACCCACGGCGACUCACUGGUACCGUGUGACUGCUGCUCUGAUCAUCCGCCGGGACAGCAUCGCCAAGUUUUUCAAGUAUUCUCUCAGCCAGAGCCCUCGUUGUAGCGACAGCAAUGUCGCGCUCCCGCUCACUUACCUCACUGAUUCGAUCCUCAAAGGCGGGUCGAAUCAGAAAUCGGUCUUCGACACUCUCAAAGAGACUUGGAACGCGUGUCUUUCAAUACCUGGAAGGGCCAAUAGUCUGAAGUCAGACGGCCAUCUCAUCAGCAAGAUACUGCGGGCCGCCUGUCAGGUGGAGCAGUGGGACUUUCUCGAGAGCGCCGCGAGCGUCUUCCAAGGCACUUUGCCUCCCGACUACUACAAACUGCUUCACAAGCAGGUCGGUGAUGGCAAGGUCCCAUUCGAUAUGGUCAAAACCGGUUUGGCCUCCACUGUGAUCGGAUGCAAAUAUUUCUGGCAGGGCUAUUCAGCGAUAGAAGCAUUCGCGCCGAUUGACGAGCGACCGUCCGAUGAGAUUCGAGAAUGGGUGCGGAAAACCCUCGUCAAAAGCCUGACGGGCGCUGCCAGGUCCGCGUCUUUCGUCGGAGUUGAUGGAAUGGCGGUGGCUGUGAGCGCGCAGAAGUACGCCGACUUUGACUGGCUUUCAGCCACCGUUGUGCCCUUGAUCGAGGAUCACUUUACCGUACCGGCUUUUGCCCUCGGAUUCUUCUCGGCCCUGCUUUUGAGCAUCAGGCAAAAGGCUUUCCCGGCUAAAGAAACAGCAAAGCUGUAUAAGCGCCUCGCCAAAAACUUUAUAGCGAAGCUAGACUUCAGCACGAUCCAUGGCGACAGGCCAGAGGAAGAGACCCAAAAAGCGGCAAGGCACUCGUACUGGCACACGGCUCCAGCGCCUACUCUUGCCGCCGAAAAAUGCCUGGCUGUGACCCCUGACACCCUAGCGGAUGUCUUCCACUCCCUCCUCAUCUUGAGCUCGCCUCCGCGUGAAGAUCUGGCCAUGCUUCUAGCCAUGAAGCUCGUCUCUUUCGCCCCAAAGAUGCAGGCGGCUGACUUCCACCCGCUAUGGAUCCCUUUUCUGCAAAAGCUCCUCGUCAUCCUCAAGACCACGAAGACCCCGCUCACCACGCCGCGCUACCAGCAGAUAUUCGGCGCCAUACUCGAGUCCUACCGCGAGAACUACGUCGGACAGAAACCAUCGAUCCCGGCAUCGGGCCCGUCCGGCGGCAUGUACCUCCGGCUGAACUGCCCUUGCCACGACUGCCGCCAGCUGAACGUGUUCCUCGCGAACCCCGCCACGCAUGUCUGCCGGUUCCCCGUUGGGAAGAAGGCGCGACAUCAUCUUCAUAAGCAGAUCGAGAAUCAAAACAUCCAGUGCUCUCACGUCACCGACCGAAGCGGGCCGCAGGAUACGCUGGUUGUCACUAAGCUGGGGCCGACGAUGAACGCGAAGUACGAGGCGAAGCAGAAGCAGGCGGCCGAGAUGUUCCAGUCGUUUGACCAGACGGAAAUGGCCAUCUUGCUUGGUGAGGAUUAUCCAGCCAUCGCCGAGGGGCUGUGGAAGCGGCCACGGAGUUUGGCGCCGCGGCCUGGGGGUGCCACGCACACGUCGCCGGCGGCUGCCGUGCCUGUCAUUUCUCCACUGGGGAACACACCGGCGCCUAGACCGUUCGAAUCUGCCACUGAGCCGGGAACCAAAAUGGCGGCGAACUUGGGCGGGCCGUUGCAGUACUUGCCGAGUUUUGACCCGGUGUUGGCGGCAGCAGCAGGUCCUUCACAACCGCAUCCCACUGCGACAAGGGCCGUGGAACGGACCAUGAAACGGAAAGCAGAGCCAGAGAUAAUCGAUUUGACUUAG
Molecule: messenger RNA, 3360 nt
Organism: Colletotrichum higginsianum IMI 349063
Lineage: Eukaryota; Fungi; Ascomycota; Sordariomycetes; Glomerellales; Glomerellaceae
Product: 2OG-Fe(II) oxygenase superfamily protein
Exons: 6
Coding region: 1-3360 (1119 amino acids)
Source: RefSeq, a predicted model, not a curated record